UGCACUUUAGUGUGGCUGAAGCUCGCGCCUCCUAUAAAUCAAAGAGAAAAAGGGAGAUAAUAGUUGGCCUGUUGGGGUGAGCAGCAGCACGGAGUUUAGUGCCAACAGGCUAGCGCUACGUCACGGCUGUACUUGGAGCUGCACUGUGGCCGGCCUGCGUGCUCGCGGAUGAUGCAGCGCUGUGCGGGCAGCUGUGGGCUAACAGACACUGCAACCAUCUACCUUCACUUUGAGCCCAACCGUCGCGCGCUGGCCCCGCCUCCACAUCUCCGUCGGCUUAACUACCUACACCCCUCAUCCCCCAACCCUCACAACCACCUCACUUCAGCAUGAGUAUGCUUCACCUCGCUUUUCCCACACACCCGCCUUUGCGCAGUUCCAAAUUAUAAUUUUUAUGUCUGAGCCUCUCAACUUUCCACUCCUCCCCUCCUCCUACCACAUCCCCAUCCCCUUCCCCUCUCCUGCGCCUCUGUUACGCAAGCAUUCUUAUAGUUGGGGGCCUGUAUAACACAUGGCGCACAGUCGUUUGGUUCUAAAGCGACAAAGAUCUACUCAGGACAUGCUCACUGGAGCAGGGACCAAGGUGUGACACCUGGCCUUGCAACCAGACACUCAAUCCGGACUCGAUUGCCACGCACAUUGUAAUGUUCGACACAGGAUCUCACAAGGUUGACUGAGUACACCACAGUGUUCGACAAAGGAUCAUAGAACGUUGAUUUCUUGUUUACCAAGAAAAUUCCUGUUCAUCUGGUUUUUGCCUUUUCAGAUACCUGGUACCCUUUGCCCCACCCUUCCCUCGCUGUCAACAACUUUUGUCAAGUUUGUAACUUUCCUUGUGACGAUUGUCGUGAGAAGUGUUCAGGUUCACAAGAUCACAGCAUCGCUUUUGUCUUGACUGACAACACACCUUGGCACACGAGAGUCUGCCCUCACUCCAAGAACGAAGAAGGAAGCCGGUUGAAGACGCUGCUUCGGUGACACCACCACCCACUCUGGCCACGUGACGUGUCCUGUGCCGAGCUCGCACGUGCAUCAACUGCUGACGCGGCGGAAGCCAGCACUUUGUUGACGUCGCCCGCCGCCACGAGCUGGCCUCCGGAAGUCGCUCCGUUGUUUGAGUUUACUUUCUCCACACGAAGGAUGUGAAGCAAGUCGUCCUCCUGCACACGACGAUCGUUGGGAAAGUACUCGCACUUCUUCCAGUGUCGGGACACGAAUCACAGAUGAUUACAAUGGCCGCUCCACAGAUGCUAAACGGAUCUCAAGAGGUGACUAGAACACCAUUCCGACAAUCACCGAGUCGCCAUGCGUUUCACUAUAAAGCCUUUGAAGAAUGCAAGAGAAACAUUCUGUCCAAGCCCUACCCAGAUGAUGGUUCUCUGUACUGCAAUGCUACCUUUGACAACUGGCUGUGUUGGGACUUCACUCCAGCAGGACAAAGUGCGUUUCAAAGAUGUCCUUACGACUUCAUCGAGGGCUUCAACAGAGACGAAUUCGCCGAAAAGAAAUGCAUGCCAGAUGGCACAUGGUUUGUCAAUAAGCUGUCAAACCGAACCUGGACCAACUACAUGCCCUGCACAACACACGAGGAGAACCUGAGUGUGCUGCUGGUCUAUAUCUCUGGCUACGUCCUGUCCGUGCUGCUCUGCGUGGCCUGCAUCAUCAUCUUCAGCAUCUUUAGACAGUUGCGGUGUACCCGUGUGAUCAUGCACCAGCACCUGUUCCUGUCCUACAUCAUCACGGGUGUCCUGUGGACAGUGUCCUACACACAGCUGGUCCUCAAGGUGGACGUCAUCAGAGAAAACCCAGUGUGGUGCAAGGUUGUUCACGUGCUGACGCAGUACAUCUCACUCAGCAACUACUGCUGGAUGUUCUGUGAGGGGCUGUUCCUCCACACCAUCAUCGUGCACGCCUUCUCCAAGGAGAAGAAGCUGCUGCGCAUCUGCUACGGCGUGGGCUGGGCUGUACCAGUGGUUCCUACAAUUAUCUACGCUUGUAUCCGGGCUGUGGACCAGGAGCUGGACAAAGAGUGUUGGAUCCCGCACUCGUGGGCCUUGUGGACCAUCAUAGCCCCUGUCAUAGUCUCCCUCAUCGUGAACUUCGCGUUCUUCCUCAAUAUUCUUCGCAUCCUGAUGUCCAAGCUCCGAGCCUUCAAUUCCCACGAACAGCUGCAGUACAGGAGGGCAGUGAAAGCAGUGCUGAUCAUGAUCCCUCUUUUUGGAACCAACAACCUCAUCAUGCUGGUCAGACCCGAGAUGAGUCGGGAGGGAGUGAGGGUGUGGAAGAUCAUCUCCGCCUUCCUUGUGGCAUAUCAGGGUGUAGCCGUCUCACUUAUUUUCUGCUUUUUCAAUGGCGAGGUGAUGACGGUCCUGCGUCGCAAGUGGAGCCAGUGGCGUCACACCCACGAUCAUGGCGUCCUGGGGCGGCUACGCAGCACGUCCAACACGAUGGCCAUCACCAUGGACGACAUGAGCGCCGCCAACAGGAACGGUUACCCAACCACGACGUCCAAAACAGCUUCCAAACAUGCGCAGGAUCCCACAGAGCUUCAUCUGAUGAUGAACAGUCAGAAGAAGAGUGCUGCAUGAAGGUCUUGUCUACGUCUGCGAACAGAACCGUUUUGUUGUUGAAGACGAGAGGAGUGGAGAGCCACGUGACGGUCAGACGUGUCCAUGUGUAGCUGCUGUCGAUGCUGAUUGGAUUGUUCGUCAAGCGGAGAUUUCGUCGUCCUCCACAUCAGGACCCUGCAACAUCCAGCACACCGACAAGACAGUCUACUAUAUGGGAGGGAACCCACCAGAAAGUUCACUACACUCCACAAAUAGUCCGACUGCAGCUGUGGCAAUGAGCCCACGAAUCUGACGGUGAUGAGGACCUGAAUUGACUUGUCCAAUCAAGACAAGAUUGAAAGAUUUACCAGGAAAGUGGUCUGAGAUUAUAGUUAAAACUAUGUUGAAAACAUUUUACUUCUAACAAAAUCCAUUUUUAUCAACAUUCCACUUUCAAACGUGACUUUGAGUAUUUUCCCCAGAAAAGCCAUGUCGGAAAGCAUUGCUGCUGAAGAUUGUUUACUUUCCCAGAAAUGGAUCGUGCAAAUGUUUGAAGCUUAUUUGAAACAUGGUUGUAAUUUGCUUGAAAUGUUGAUGUUUGUAUAUGAACCGUGACUCUUGUGAAAGAUUUAUUAAUCUAGAAAAUUAAUUUAAGCAUUUUACUUGAUAACAGACUUCAAAAACGGAUUUUGCUGAAUUCAUUGGAAACGCGUUUGGAUGGCAUUUCGUGUUUGUUUCUUUGUCUGCUUCGUUUGAUAGUUUAAAAUAAAACUGUUAUAAGCUAGUGGCUAAAUCUUCAUCUAAUAAAAAGCAUAACAUUUAUGCUAACACUGCCAAAAGACUUUUAUUUCAAUAACUUUAACAUGGUGUUACUUUUACAUAAAAACAUUUUUAAAAUGACUACAACAAUACCUGGUAGUGUCUGGCUUUAGAAAAGGAUAUCGGGUUAACAGUGUUUUGUUCUUUAUCUCCUAUUGCCAAAGCUGGCAUUUCAAUGUAACCUUUGCUCACUAACACGAAGCAGUUCUAUUAUAUUUCAAAGAAUUUAUUGAAUCAUUCAUUCUCCCUUUUUCUGUGUUGGCUGUAUAAUGUAUCACAGACCGUGGCAGCUGUACAAGCACUAAAUCGACGAAAUGUAAGAACGAUUGCAACGAACGAGAAAUAUUUUGAAGCUGGAGCUGAGAACUGUAUAUCAGUAGAACUUAUAAAGGCCACACCACGAUUUUACCCUGUCAUCAUAGUUUACCGCUGCAUAUUUAUGAUGAACAUAAGUUCGCCAUAUAAGAUUCGUUACACAGGAAAGCAGUUGUAUGUAGGUUUAAAAUUUCGAAACUCGAACUAAAUCUUGCUUGUAAUAACAUAUGGACUCUUGAAUGUAAUGUGAGCAUAAUAUUAUUACAAAUGUGUGUUUUUUUAAAUAAAUUCUGACACCGGAAGUUUAAAGCUUAAGACAUAUAGUUGACAAUAUGUCAUGUGUUUUUAAUCAAGUCUGUGAUAACUUAAAUGGAAUGUUUUCGUGAGGGACUAGGUUAUUUCUUAUUGAUAUAGCAGUGUAUAUGCCAGAGACAUUACAUUAAAAGCCUAGCUGUGCAUCAAGAAUAACAUUGUAAGUGAUAUGAAAAAAGUUUAUGUUAAUUAGCAUUCUUAUUGCAGUCUGCAAUAAAUGAACAUUUAGAGGCCAUCUUUUGUUGGCCACUUCGACCAAAUUAUGAAGACCAGUCACUUGGACGAUGCAUUUUUCACUGUAUGAACUAUGGACAAAUAAUUGUACUUUGCUUGAAGCUGUUUUUUUUUAAAAAAGAUAAAGGGCUUUAUUUUUCUUCAAAAAUAUAAGGCUUGAGGAUAAGUGCCAAUUGCAAAAUUUCAGCAAAUGCCAGAAAUGUUCUCAAAGUUCAACGGGCUAUCCAUGAAACAUUUUUAUAUCUCUGCAUUUCGAGUUGAUUUCGAAUUUUUUUUUUUUUACAAGUCAGGGAAUAGCUGAUGAAUAAAUGCUGACAAUCAUCUAGAAUUCGGUAACCAGAUAAACAAUGAAUUCUCUCACGCCAGUGGUUAUCAAGUUUUGUCCCAAACAAUCCCUCUCAUCUGUGACCGAGGCUCUGGCUUGGCAGUAGUCCCCAGACUUGUACUAAUGCUGCCAUCGAGUCCUUUCAGAUCGUACAGAGAUGUCUUAACCCAAUGGAGAAAUAGUUGUUUUUCCCUGGCAACUUAAAGGACGAAUUAAUUUUUUCCACAUUCUAGACGGAGAGGUGAAGGCAGAUAACAUUUACCUCGCUGUAAUUUCAGGACUCGUGUCACUGUAGAUGUAGUGUCUCUUGAGUUCUUAAAGGUCACGAUGUGUUGAACUUACAGCAUCUCGUAGGCAUUCAUGUCAGACAGUCUGGCACUCAUAAAACGCAUUGAACUUUGUGCAAGCUAUCUUGCUGUCGCCACAGAUUUUCCCCUGUUAAUACUAUCACAGGGAACAUAUUUACUUGAUGUGGAGUUGUUAGUUCGUUUUAUUUUUUACAAAACUUUGUAAUAAGCAUGCAGUUGUUUUCUUGGGGUACAGGCUUUAAAGGGAUUUACAGAUCUCUGAGAGAGUUAAUUCGCAGGCAUGGUUGGCAGACUUUGGAUGGACUGGCUGUCCAGUAUAGUGUGGCACAGCCAAGUCUUUAUGUUGGUCACAGGACGUGACUGGUCACAAAACGGAUUUGUGAUUUCCUGUCACAGGACAUUGCGAGUCCAGGCAGGACGAUUGCCGAAACGUGAACAACUUUUUCCAAUCAAAUUUAUUACCAAGAGUAGUUGACUGAUUCUUUGCUGCUUUCAAAGAAUUUUACGUGUUUGUCGUUUUGGCUGAUGGAACAACCGACAUCUGCACUGCAUCACUGCUUCGCUCAACCGAAUAAUCUUCGUGCAAUGAUCCGUGGAGCUUUCUUUCAUCGGUGUUUUUUUUUUUUCUUUAUACACAGCGAUGGAGAACAUGGCCGGCAUAUUAGUGUAUGUGCAUUUGCUCAACUUGUUCCCCACCAUUUGCUGUGAACCUGUCAUUAGCAGAAACAGUUUAAAGAUAUGGGUACAUGUUACUGCGAACCUGUCAUCACCAGAAACAAUGUGCAAAGACGUGUUACUGUGAACAUUAUCAGAAACAGUGUAACGAUAUGGAUACAUGUUACUGUGAACCUGUCAUUACCAGUAACAGUGUAUGAUAUGGAUACAUGUUACUCUUAAACAUGAUUAUGUGACAUGCUGAUUAUGUGGUGUAAUAAAUUGUCUUUCGCUAGCAAAGAUUA
Messenger RNA from Pomacea canaliculata, 5821 nucleotides. Its product is annotated as calcitonin gene-related peptide type 1 receptor-like. The record is from RefSeq and is a predicted model, not a curated record. The transcript has 14 exons. Gene Ontology annotation, biological process: cell surface receptor signaling pathway; adenylate cyclase-modulating G protein-coupled receptor signaling pathway. Gene Ontology annotation, molecular function: calcitonin receptor activity. Gene Ontology annotation, cellular component: plasma membrane. Bases 1224 to 2588 code for a protein of 454 amino acids. Lineage: Eukaryota; Metazoa; Mollusca; Gastropoda; Architaenioglossa; Ampullariidae.